Balaenoptera musculus (blue whale) is the source of this 324-nucleotide messenger RNA. Its product is annotated as SNRPN upstream reading frame protein-like. Bases 1 to 216 code for a protein of 71 amino acids. Gene Ontology annotation, cellular component: nuclear speck. The transcript has a single exon. NCBI's taxonomy places the organism in Eukaryota, Metazoa, Chordata, Mammalia, Artiodactyla, Balaenopteridae. The record is from RefSeq and is a predicted model, not a curated record.
AUGGAGCGGGCCAGUGACCAUUUACACCUGAGGUGGACUGCGGAACAGCACGUACCAGAGGUAGAAGUCCAAGUCAAACAUAGGAUAGCCUCACUGAGCAACCAGGAGUGUCACCUGUACCCGAGGCGAUCUCAGCAGCAGCAGCAAGUCCCUGUGGUGGAUUUCCAUGCGGAACUGAGACAGGCAUUCUUAGCUGAGAUACCAAGAGGUGGUUAAAGCAGUAUUGGAACACCCAGGUAGCUGAUUUCAAGAGAAAACAAACAAACAAAAUAAAAACAGGCUCUACCUACUGUUUGAAGUUUCUGCCCCAGCUUGCAUUGUUUG